Molecule: messenger RNA, 1536 nt
Organism: Rhinocladiella mackenziei CBS 650.93
Lineage: Eukaryota; Fungi; Ascomycota; Eurotiomycetes; Chaetothyriales; Herpotrichiellaceae
Exons: 1
Coding region: 1-1536 (511 amino acids)
Biological process (GO): transmembrane transport
Cellular component (GO): membrane
Molecular function (GO): transmembrane transporter activity
Source: RefSeq, a predicted model, not a curated record
AUGGGGAAGCCCGCCGACGCAGAUGUCGACGUCAACGUCGCGCCAAACGGUCACUCUCAACCUCAACCUCACACGACCACCACGGCACCACCAACACCAACACCGAGAACCACCCGCACGCUCUCACGGAUUUCCACCACCACCAUGUCCUCCCCGGCCGUGUACAAAGUAUACCGACGGCGCUUCUUCGGCCUGUUACAACUCGUGCUCCUCAACAUCGUCGUCUCGUGGGACUGGAUCGCCUUUGCCCCCGUCAGUUCGACGUCCGCGCAAUACUUCCACACCAGCGAGACGAACAUCAACUGGAUCUCGACCGCGUUCCUCUUCGCCUUCUGCGUCACGACGCCCCUGACCUUCUGGGUCCUGCACCACCAUGGCUGCAAAACUGCCAUCAUCAUCGCGGCCACCCUCGUCCUGAUCGGCAACUGGAUCAAAUACGGCGCGACCCGCGCCAACUCCUUCGCCGGCGUCAUGGUCGGCCAGCUGAUCAUUGGGUUCGCACAGCCCUUCGUUCUCUCCUCCCCCACGAGCUACAGUAAUCUCUGGUUCAGCCCUGCCGGGCGCACGACAGCUACGGCCGUCGCCUCGCUCAGUAAUCCGUUCGGCGCGGCGUUGGGCCAGUUGAUCUCGCCGUUUUGGGCAGAUCAGCCGGACGAAAUCCCCAAUAUGAUACUGUACAUCAGUAUUAUCGCGAGCGUCGCAAGUAUACCCGCGUUCUUCAUCCCACGGAAACCGCCCACACCACCAUCAGCAGGUUCGAAGCCCGACGAACUUGAGGCAUCCGAUCACGUGGACCGAACUUCGGUGCGCAAGGACCUGCACACCUUGAGUCGUUCUUUUGAAUUUUAUCUCCUGUUUGUGCCCUUCAUCGUGUACGUUGGCCUUUUCAACGCGUUCAGCUCCUUGCUCAAUCAAAUCCUCGAGCCGUAUGGGUUCAGCGAGACGGACGCCGGGAUCGCGGGCGCCAUUUUGAUAGUCGUCGGCCUGGUGUGCUCCGCCAUUUCCUGCCCGAUCAUCGACAAAUAUAAAUUCUACCUCGUCUAUAUCAAAUGCGCGAUUCCCUUCCUAGGACUCGCAUACCUGGUAUUUGUCUGGGCCCCGCAAUCAAAAAGUCUCGCGUACGUUGACGUGAUAUGCGCGAUUUUGGGUGCUGCGAGUUUCGGUCUGGUCCCUGUCGUGCUGGAGUUUCUGGUGGAGAUCCAUUAUCCUCUCGGUCCGGAGCUGGGGAGUUCGUUGUGCUGGUGUGGUGGGCAGUUAUUUGGAGGCCUGUUUGUGAUUAUCAUGAAUGCACUUAAAGAAGGGAAAGGCGCAAGUCCACCGAAGAAUAUGAAGAGAGCCUUGAUUUUUCAGGCCGUGUUGGCUAUGUUGGUGUUGCCGAGUCCGCUGUGUUUGGGCUUGUUUGGACGGCAAGGGAGGGUGAGAAGAAGGAGAUGGGAGGUGGAUCGAAGAAUUGAUGGGUCGGUCGAGCAGGUUAUCGUUGAUGAUGAUGCGCAGUUACUGGAUGCGAAUGCGAGGCCUGGGGCUGUGAGGGUGUGA